GUGUUUCACCCGGACGACUGCUGAGGUGGUGCAGCGCCGCAGCGGCGGUAUAACUAAUCAGUAGCAGGCUGAUGAUCGAUCAAUGAUCAUAGGAGCGUGAUGCAGUGUGGGUGGCUUCAGUCAGGUCCGCAGCUGUGGCUCCGCUGCGUCCAUAGACAGGUGAUGGUGAAGGCGCAGGGGGAGGAGCACCGUGGGUGGCUGCUGACCGUGGAUCCGGUGUCCCGCAGCGUGGUACUGCUGGACCUGCGGGCGGAAGGUGCUUCGGUCCGGGUGGUCAUGGGCCACGCUGUGGAACAUGUGGAGGUUCUGCAGGAGGCGGACCAGGAGACGUUGGGGCGGAUCCGCUCCUUCUUCAUCCCCCAGGAAACCCUCAGCCUGGACCCAGAGGAGCUACAGAGGAGGAGGUCCGGUGUCUGCGGCUGGCUCCAGAAGAACCUGGUUCCUGUGGAAGAGGACGGGAAUGAGCUGAGGGUGGCGGGGGUUCUGACCAUCAGAGCUCCAUACGGAGCUGAGGACUGCAGCAGCUCUAACCAGAUCAUCUUGGACCGAAUCCAGAGACUCAUCCAAGCCCAGCCCGACCCACACCCAGAGCCUGAUCCAGGUCAAAGUGGAAUUACAUCCAUUCACUGAUACAAGUCCAACCAGAACCAGGUUCAAAGACUGAUCCAGGUCCCGCUGAACCUGGCCUUAUUGACCCUGAAACCCACUGGGUCCCGGUUCUGUUUCUCUGGACCAAUAGUAUCUUUUUUUUUUUUUUCUUUGUUCUUGAUGUGG
Cyprinodon tularosa is the source of this 774-nucleotide messenger RNA. RefSeq names its product gem (nuclear organelle) associated protein 6 (gene gemin6). The transcript has 2 exons. NCBI's taxonomy places the organism in Eukaryota, Metazoa, Chordata, Actinopteri, Cyprinodontiformes, Cyprinodontidae. Gene Ontology annotation, biological process: spliceosomal complex assembly; spliceosomal snRNP assembly. Gene Ontology annotation, cellular component: nucleus; SMN complex. The record is from RefSeq and is a predicted model, not a curated record. The coding region runs from base 100 to 630 and encodes 176 amino acids.